AUGACUCAAAUAGCUGCAGAAAUGAAAUGGGAAGAACGUUUAGAGGAUAUUAAUAAGAUUCGUAAAACAGUUACUACAAAUAGUGUUAUUAAUCCAAUUAAUGAGGCAUCAGCCCUAUCAAGUACAAUUGACCUUAGCGAGAUUAUAAAUGUUUCAAUGCUUGAUAAUGGUGAAGUUGACAUCGAAGAGAUUAAUGAUGAAACUAUAAAUAGCGAUGAUAUCGAUGAAGA
This is a messenger RNA of Racocetra fulgida, 230 nucleotides long. Lineage: Eukaryota; Fungi; Glomeromycota; Glomeromycetes; Diversisporales; Gigasporaceae. The record is from the annotation of a GenBank genome assembly.